CGGCGCCGAGGCGCCUGCGCGCCGCCGCAGGAGCAGCAUGGCUACGCGGGCCAAGCGGCGCCCGCCGCCGCCCGCCGAGGAGCGGGGCUCGGGGUCGAGCUCGGAGUCGGGCUCGGAGUCGGGCGACUCGGACUCCGCGGAGGACGAGAGGCUCGAUGAGGAAGUGAAUAUUGAAUUUGAAGCACAUUCAAUAUCAGACAGUGAUUACAAUGGGAUAAAGAAAUUACUUCAACAGUUGUUUCUAAAAGCUACUGUUAACAUUGCUGAAUUAACUGAUACAUUAAUACAACAGAAUCAUAUUGGAAGCAUUAUCAAGCAAGCAGAAAUCCAAGAAGACAGUGGUGAUGAUGAUGAUGAAGACGAAGUCUUUGGUUUUAUAAGCCUCUUAAACUUAACUGAAAGGAAGGAUACACAAUGUGCUGAACAAAUCAAAGAGCUGAUUUUAAGUCGAUGUGAGAAGAACUGUGAACAGUGUGUAGUUGAACAACUAGAGAAGAUCCUAAAUGACAAUACUAAGCCUGUGGGUCUCCUACUGAGUGAGAGAUUCAUUAAUGUACCACCACAGAUUGCUUUGCCUAUGCACCAGCAGCUUCAGAAAGAGCUGACUAAUGCACAGAGAAAAAACAAACCUUGCGGAAAGUGCCACUACUAUCUUCUUAUCAGCAAGACCUUUACAGAAGCCACAAAGAGCAAUUCUAAGAGAAGGGAAGGGAAAAAUCAGCAAAAGGAGGAAUUAAUGUUUGCAAAUGCAGAAGAAGAAUUUUUUUAUGAGAAAGCUCUUCUGACGUUCAACUAUUCUGUGCAAGAGGAGAGUGACACCUGUUUGGGCGGCAGAUGGUCCUUCGAUGACGUACCAAUGAAACCUUUGCGGACUGUUAUGAUAAUUCCAGCUGAUGGGAUUAACGCAAUUAUGGAUAAACUUAAAGACUAUCUCUCAAUCUAAACUCUCCUGUGAACACCGUUUUUUUUAUAAAGCAGUCAUGCAGAACUAUGACUUCCCAGUAGCUUCAGAAGACUACAGUUGAGUUCACAGUUUUGUACUGUUCAGAUAUUUCCUCUGUACACUUAGGAGAAAAGUAGGUGGUGCAACUAUCAAUAACAAUGAAAUUAAUAUUUUAAAAUAUUUUAUCGUUAAACAUUCAGUAAGAAUUGCAGAGAGUAAGAAUCCAACGUUCCAAGGAACUUCAAGAACUGCUCAGUGUUUUUUAACAGUCUACAUCAUGUGCUGUCACGUUGGCAGACAAUUCAUAUAACUCUUUAAGAAAAGUAUUUUUCUUAUUUUCAUGUGAAUUUCUUCUGUUAAAUGCAUUUAUGCCAAAAGCUCAAAAUAAUUACAUGAGUUAAAAUUGGGGUGUAUAUUGCGUAUUCUGUUUUUAUUUGUAUUCAUCCAAUUUAUAAUACUUAAAUCUAAGUCAUUGAAUAAUACAUCUUUGUUCAGUGGGACUUUGGAGAUAUUUCCCAUAUUCUUUCACAUCAUAGUUAGUUUUCUGUUCCUCCUUCGUUGCUGAAACAGGUGACAAAUGAUUGAUCACUUCCUGAAGAAUAUCCUUACUUUCACUAGGAGGAAGAUUGGUAAAAUAAUACUGAGGUGCCAGCUCCACGAAUCUGGUGAGGAAAUAAAACAUUAUUAUAUUUCAUUAUUACACAACAUUAUUAUUUAAUUGAAAUUUGAAAUGUUUAUAAAGCUAUUUCCAGGCUUGUGCGCAAUAAAGCCAGCAACAUGCUGAUGCGGACA
Molecule: messenger RNA, 1735 nt
Organism: Rhea pennata
Lineage: Eukaryota; Metazoa; Chordata; Aves; Rheiformes; Rheidae
Gene: BCCIP
Product: BRCA2 and CDKN1A interacting protein
Exons: 7
Coding region: 38-943 (301 amino acids)
Cellular component (GO): nucleus
Source: RefSeq, a predicted model, not a curated record